Messenger RNA from Ordospora pajunii, 843 nucleotides. RefSeq lists its product as uncharacterized. Bases 1 to 843 code for a protein of 280 amino acids. NCBI's taxonomy places the organism in Eukaryota, Fungi, Microsporidia, Ordosporidae. The record is from RefSeq and is a predicted model, not a curated record. Gene Ontology annotation, cellular component: endomembrane system. Gene Ontology annotation, molecular function: acyltransferase activity. The transcript has a single exon.
AUGAAAAAGAUAUGCAGAAUAUGCUCGAAAUGGCUUGUUGUGCUUGGUAUAAUCCCCGUGUUUCUUCUAGGAAUACCGGCUUUCAUCAUUGUAUAUCCGAUUAGCAUAUUCAAUAGAAAGCUAGCCAUCCGCAUAUCAACAUUAUUUACGUACCUGACAUGGUCGUUAACAAGCCUGCUGUUCUGCAUAUCAUGCAGAGUUGAGGGAAAUAACAUCUUAGACAGCAGUGAUUAUUUCGUUAUCAGCAACCAUCUGGGAUCUGUUGACUUCAUGCUAAUAAACGAGAUAGCCAGGAUGAACAAUAUGAUUGCACAUUCAAAAUAUGCGAUCAAGGAGGGAUUGAAAGUGUUUCCGGUUUUGUAUCAGGGAAUGGUGUUUGUGGGGUUUUUGGUUCUUAAGCGAUGCUUCAAGAAGGAUCGAGAUCGAAUCGUUGGGUACUUUGAGUUCUUCAAGGCCAACAAUAUUCCGAUCUGGUUUAUUCUGUAUCCAGAAGGAUCAAGGUUCAAGAAGCAGGCACAGGCAAUUAGCUGGGAAUAUUCGGACAGGAACAACGCCCCAAAGCUGAACAAUGUUCUGUUUCCAAGAUACAAGGGAUUCAAGCUCAUAUGUGAGCAGCUCAGAGGCUCAAGAAUAUCAAAGAUCGCAGACAUCACGUUUUUCUAUUCAGAAAGCGAGGUCCCACCACUCUGGAAGUUCCUACUCUGGGAUACCAAUGGAUACUUCAAGUAUGACAUAAGAAUCAUCCCAAUAGAUGAAAUCUCAGAUUACGAAUCAUUCCUGUAUAAGGCCUUCGAACGGAAAGAUGCAUUAAUAACCGAAUGGAAGACAUUAAAAGGCAAAUAA